AUGGGUAUACCGCAAUUGGAGACAUUCCUCCGAAAGAAGGUACCCAACGGAAAUAACAGCCGCAACGAACAAAACACGGGCCCUGUAAUAGUCCUGGACACAACGUCGUUUUUGUUGACAUUCUGCAAAUCUGAUAUCUUUGGUCAAGUCUGCGGUGGAAGAUUCAACCGUGCAUUUGCUGUCCUGAACACUUUCUUCACCGAAUUAACCAAACUGGGAGCUGAAUUAGUAUUUUUUGUUAAAAGUCGAUUAUUGCAUCAAAAUAUGAAAAAAUCCUACAAAACUUUCCUUCAUAUGGCUGACGCUGUGGAUGAAGGUUUAGCGUUACAAAAAGGCAACUUUUCAAAAAUUCCGUAUAACUACGACUAUGUGAUUAAGCAGUUGAGAAAGAUUCAUGGUACAGUUACCAUGAUUGUUGAAGCAAACUACUCAGUACAGGAAUUAGUUGCAUAUGCCAAUUCAGUUGGAGCGUUUGCUAUUAUGAGCAACACCACAUCGUUUCUUUUAUACGAAGGAAAUUGGCGCCUUUGGUCAUCUAAAGAUAUCGACAUGAAAAAUUUCACUUGUAAAGAAUACAAUCGGAAGCAAUUGAUGCUGACUCUCGGACUCUCCUAUCAACAGAUGCCGCUUUUUUGUACCAUUUCUGGAUAUUCGAAGCUUAUGCCAAAAGUACAGAUACAAAAAUUUAAUUCACAUCUUGUGGCAGCUGAAAAUAGCUUUAGUAUGGUAUGGCUAAUAGUAUGGCGAAAAUUGCGCGGGAACACUACACAAACUGUCACAGCGCAGUUUCCCGAACACAUUACUCCACCACCGUUAUUGGAUCUUUACUCCAGUAAUCCGGAGCUUUGCGCAGAUCUUUACACUACCAAGCUACAACUUUACUGUUGGGUCGUAUCUGACAGGCUAGAGCACCGUGUACUGCAAGCGAUUCCGGAGCGACUCCGCGUAACGGCUAGCACAAUUUGUUUCCUGAUGGAGAACCAAAUUCUAAAACUUUUCGAAGCCGGCCUCUUAUUGCAAGUAGCCUUUGAUGUAGUGCAUGAAACGUACGACUACAAAAAGGUUGAAUACCCUGGUCAUCUGGAUAGCCGGGCUUUUCAUGUGAUUUUUGUUUACCAAGAGUUUUACAACUACUUGUCGCAAGCGGUUAAAUUGGUCGGUCUUGCCGGGGAGGAUUUUCGCAACCAUCCACCAUUGGAUGGCGUGCUUUUUCACAACCGAUAUGCCGAGUGGAAAGAACAGGGUGGAGACUUACAGCAUAUUAAACCAUGGAGAAUUUAUGCUGGCGUUAGCGAGUGAACGUUUAAGAUUUUUUUUCUAACAUCAGUAACACUUUUUAUAUAGAAAAAUGUACUAAUUCUUUUUUAGUUUGUUAAUUUAACGUUCAUUUUUAGUUACUAAUCGCAUUUUGCGAUAUGGUUUAAGUUACAGACCCAAUAACUUAUGUAAGACUAACUAAGACAAAUCUUGAAUACAGAUAUUGUACUCAACAGCAAUCUGCAACACUACUAAUACGAAAAAUACCGUUAAAAAUACUUUAAUUAUUAUCUGAA
Messenger RNA from Wyeomyia smithii (pitcher-plant mosquito), 1553 nucleotides. RefSeq lists its product as uncharacterized. NCBI's taxonomy places the organism in Eukaryota, Metazoa, Arthropoda, Insecta, Diptera, Culicidae. Bases 1 to 1299 code for a protein of 432 amino acids. The record is from RefSeq and is a predicted model, not a curated record. The transcript is spliced from 3 exons. Gene Ontology annotation, cellular component: nucleus.